Molecule: messenger RNA, 5465 nt
Organism: Helicoverpa zea (corn earworm)
Lineage: Eukaryota; Metazoa; Arthropoda; Insecta; Lepidoptera; Noctuidae
Product: serine/threonine-protein phosphatase 2A 56 kDa regulatory subunit gamma isoform-like
Exons: 11
Coding region: 474-2186 (570 amino acids)
Biological process (GO): protein dephosphorylation; signal transduction
Cellular component (GO): nucleus; protein phosphatase type 2A complex; cytosol
Molecular function (GO): protein phosphatase activator activity
Source: RefSeq, a predicted model, not a curated record
UUUAUCGACAAUAUACCCUCAAAAGUCCCUUUCCAAACUUGUGGCAGGUUCACUUUCAAUAUUAAAUUCGAGAUCAUUCUGUUCCAAUGCACUGACAUAUCGACGCACUUAUAUGACUCACACGUGUUUAACUUGCAGAGAAAGUUCAACGUGUUUUGACCAAACGAAGAAAAGUGAUAGGAUUGCCGGUUCUCGCAAAAAUAGGAGCUACUGCGCACUGCAGUGAAACUUUUUUAUGUGGCAUGAUAGUAAAAGUUUAUUGUUCUUCGAAUCACAAUCGUCUUCAUUGUGCGUUAGAUCGUCUGUGUGCUUUCAUGUUUGUUCAGCUUCGUCUGACAAGAAUAUUAACUUUUCAGCAUUUUAUCUUUUAUAUACAAGUGUAACCGAUAGUGUCAGUUCAGUGGGUACACAGCACAGUGAUAACGGGAAUGAGCCGAUUUCGUUGUGAGUGAUAGUGUUGGAUAAAGUGUAAAAUGUUGGUGUCUGCCGCCUCGUCAGCCAACCUGACGAGCCACUCUCUUUCCUCCAUGUUUCGGAGGCGCCGAAACCGCUCACCCGUCACGACUCGACCGGAGAAGCAGCACUCGACCUUGGCAUCAGGUCCACCUCCACCGGCCCCCAUCGUGCCAAGGGCCGCCGAUGGGCCCCGCCCGCCCGGCUGGAACGGCCAGCCUCGGAGACACGGCUCCAGCCGGUUCAACGUCCACAGCCACAACCAGGAGCUGGUGAAACUACCACCUAUUAAAGAUGCACCAGCGGCGGAGCGUGAACAGCUAUUCGUUCAGAAGCUGCAGCAAUGCUGUCUCCUGUUCGACUUCGCAGACGAGCCGCUUUCAGACCUCAAGUGGAAGGAGGUCAAGCGUGCUGCCUUGUUGGAGAUGGUGGAGUACGUGACGUCACAGAGAGGCGUCAUUACAGAACCUAUAUACCCUGAGGCGGUUAAUAUGUUCGCAAUAAACCUAUUCCGGACACUGCCGCCGUCAUCAAACCCCAACGGGGCGGAGUUCGAUCCUGAGGAGGACGAGCCGACCCUGGAGGCCGCCUGGCCACACCUGCAACUGGUCUACGAGCUGUUCCUGAGGCUGCUGGAGUCGCCCGACUUCCAGCCCAACAUCGCCAAGAAGUAUAUCGAUCAGAAGUUUGUUUUACAGCUCCUAGAACUGUUCGACUCGGAAGACCCUCGGGAGCGCGACUUCCUAAAGACGACGCUGCACAGGAUAUACGGAAAGUUCCUAGUUCUACGCGCGUAUAUACGGAAGCAAAUCAAUAACGUUUUCUAUAGGUUUAUCUACGAGACGGAGCAUCACAACGGCAUCGCGGAGCUGCUGGAGAUCCUCGGCUCCAUCAUCAACGGGUUCGCGUUGCCGCUCAAGGAGGAACACAAACUAUUCUUAUUGAGGGUGUUACUACCGUUGCACAAGGCGAAGUCGCUGUCAGUAUAUCACCCGCAGCUGGCAUAUUGUGUCGUGCAGUUCCUGGAGAAAGACCCCUCGCUAACUCAACCUGUAGUCAGGGCGUUACUAAAGUACUGGCCGAAGACUCACUCGCCGAAAGAGGUGAUGUUCCUCAACGAGAUGGAGGAAAUACUCGACGUGAUCGAGCCAGCAGAGUUCCAGAAGAUCAUGGACCCGCUGUUCAAGCAGCUCGCCAAGUGCGUCUCCAGCCCACACUUCCAGGUAGCAGAACGAGCUCUCUACUACUGGAACAACGAGUACAUAAUGUCGUUAAUAUCGGACAACGCGACGCACAUACUACCCAUCAUGUUCCCGUCGCUAUACCGGAACACCAAGAGUCAUUGGAACAAGACUAUACACGGCCUUGUGUAUAACGCGCUCAAGUUGUUCAUGGAAAUGAAUCAGAAGUUGUUCGAUGAAUGCACGCAGCAAUAUAAGCAGGAGAAACAGAAAGAGCGAGAGCGUCUCCUGCAGCGCGAGGAGGUGUGGCAGGCGCUGGAAGCCCGCGCCGCCGCCGCGCCCGCCGCCCGCGACUGCGACGACUUCACGCUCACGUACCAGCGCAUCGACCAGGAGGCGCAUGAGCUAAGAAAACAAGGCUACAACGCGAGCAAACCUCUUCUACGCAAGAAAUCGGAGCUACCCGCCGACUCGACGACCGUCAAAGCGUUGAUCGAGCACAAGCGAGCCGACGCCUACCUUCCCACGCCGCCCGACGUCAACCAGUGCUAGCGAAGUUACUGAGAGACGCUUCCACAAGCCUCGGGAACAACUUCCUACAGUUGUUGACUGCAAUAACAAGUAAUAUGUACGUGGAAUCUACCCUAAUGUAUGAAAAGAGGGGGGAUGUUGUUGAAAUGUGGUGAUGAAAAUUAAGAUUAGACAGGGUAAGAUCAAUUCCAGAACAGAACAAGAUAGUCGACAACGGCCUGCAAUGUUGAGCAAUCAAAUUAAAUUAUGAAAAAAAAAUUAUACAAAGAAUUAUACCAAGUUUCUAAAGUGCCGGACUUUUGACCGCUGGCAACACCGGUCACCCGAGUGUGAGCGAGAGGACGCUAUAUGAGUGACGAGUGACGCAAUGUGCUCGAUAUUGAUUAGUUAGUACACAUAUAUUAUUACGGUAGUGUCCUUUUGUUGAUGUUUUAUAUCCACCGGUCGGCAGUCGCGUUCGGAUCGCGUGAUAACCGACCAAUAGGAGGCCGGGUCCUUUUGCAUGCUGCGCCGCCAUUGGUCGGUUAUCACGCCAUAUAAAUUGCUACUUAAAUGUAUCGGAGCACUGCUGUUAUUGUAUUAUAAUGUAAAAGAAGUUAAAUUCGCCGCGUUGUCGACCUACCUACAUUAUACGGAGAUGUGAUGCAAAUUGUGAGUGACUGGGAUGUAGUUUUUAUUGUCUUUCACGAAAAUUAUUGCUGACUUACAGAACUUUGUGUAGAAAAUUGACAUACUGGCCCUGUUUUAAACUCCUUAGAAAAUCUUUAUCCUUUUAAUACUUCAAUGCUACUUCAUUUUCAAUUUUAUAGGCAAUAAAAAACCUUAUGUCAAUAAUCCUACAGUUCAAAUUCUAUCGUAAAACUGUCAAUAUAUGAUCUGCUUUCCUAUAUUUUCAACAAGCUUCCGCCAGCGGCUUCGCCCGCGUGGUGUGUUGAUAAAAAGUAGCCUAUGUGUUAAUCCAGGGUAUCACCUAUCUACAUACCAAAUUUCAAUCAAAUCGGCCCAGCUGUUUUUGCGUGAUUGAAUAACAAACAUACAUCCAUAUAUUCUCUCAAACUUUCACAUUUAUAAUAUAAGUAGGAUUCGCAUCACAAAGCGGCUCGUUUGACUCGUAACUAAUUAUAAUUAUGUGACAGGUGAACAUCAUUCCACGCCAUUACCACCUACGAAACGUUUUAGCCCAAUCGUGUAUUAAUUUAACAAAUAUAUUUAGAUGUAUAAUCAUGUUGAUUUAAAUGCUUAGAAAAUUUAAAUAACUGGAGCCGCUGUGCUUACCUUUCUGCCAAUGGAACACAUAUAUACAAGUUUAUGCUUGUGUUUGUCAAUUUAAUGAUGUGAUCGAAAAUAUAUGAGUGAGCUAUCCAUGUGAGGCGUUGCCUCGUUGCGAGUUGUUGACAGACUUUCGCAAAGAGGUUGCGCUCAAAGCGGCUCCGGUUAUUCAAACGCUCUAAGCUUAAACGCCAUACUGUUUUAGAUCACGGGAGACUAUCAAUUGACUUCAUACAGUAAAGAGAAUGUAGUUUUCAUCAGUUUAAUUUGAUUCUCUCCCGUUUUUUAUGAGAGUUGUGACAUGUGCUUGUUAGGGGCUCGUUUUCAUAGCACGUGCUAGAAGUUAGAUGCCAUUCCCCAAUAUGCAAGCUUUCGUACUUCUACCGAGCACUUGUCACAACCCUAAUCUUUAAUUUAUUGUUUAUAGAAACCAAAUACAUGAACACAUGUUUACAUUACGCUAUCUAUACAUUAAAUAUAGAUAACAUUAUUUUUAUUAACGUUCCCAUAAUUAUGUAAAGUAUAUUUUUUAUGUCAGUUUGACAUAUUUUAAUUUAGUCGACCAUGUAUGGAGGGCGAGAGAAAACCCUGCACAAUACUAACGACGUAUUUCAUUUAAUCAUUACUAAAUAAUAUUUUAAAAUCUCGUGUUUCAUUUUUCUCGCCUAAGUACGGAAACAUAUUUAGCUUACGCGAUAAAUAAUUCCUAACUAAAUAAGUAGAGACAUAAGUGUUUCGGUUACGAUAAUAUAGGAUUGUAAUAAAUUGUAAUUCAACCGUCCUGCGGUACCAUGUUUGAUAAUGUAAAGACUAACGCGCUACCCGCUUCUUGCAUCUCGCUUGCAACACAUUUCGCUGUAGACGUUAAUACGUAACUACACAGUAUUCCCGCGACGUAAGCUGAGUAUGUCUCCGUCGGUACACUCGACGCGUAGUUAGUUUAUUUAUAAAGAGCAUAUGCCUAUCUGCCUUUAUGAAGUACCUUAAUUUUAUUACUCGGGGCACCCACGGUGAUGUAUUUCGAUUUAUUUUAAGUUUUAUUAUUUCGUGUGUAGAAAGUGCCAAAGGAGUUUGAGUUGAAGCCAUUUCAAACAGUCGACACUUUGUGUAAUGUAUGUAUAAAAUGUAUUAGAUGAGCUUCGGGGAUGAGAGAAUGCUCGAGAGCACCUAUGUAUGUAAUUAUUUAUUUUUUUAUUUAAACAUUAACUUACAUUAUUAUUGAGUGAUGACUGAAAGGGUAUACCAAGUGUUUUACGCAAAGUAUACGGUACUAUCGACUUACGUAGCUAGAUUUUGUAACUUUUAUAUUUAUAGUUAUUUGCAGUGACGUGUUAAAUGACGUUAAAGUUAAAUGUACAGUUUCGUGUUACAGGCAUAAGCCGCUAUUAUCUAAAUAAGGCCAGUUCCUAACAUUGAGGAAGAAGAUUUUCAAACGUGAUGCACAGUUGUGAAUAUCCUUAAGAUAGGUCGUAAAGCAUUUAUAAUAAUAUUUAGAGUUCCGAUUGUUAUAAAUUGUACAUCGUAAAUGAAACAAAAUUAGUGUUAUGUGUUUGAUCUCGUUAUAGCAACAGCACAUGUAUGAAAAUCUAUUUCCGACGAAGGAUUUUCACCGCUAGGCCUUAAACCUAGUCGAUAGUAUCAAAUACUUCCUCUCACAAGUUUCAACACGGCAAGUGACUGUACUGGAUUAUAAUUAACAGUUUUAAAAUAAGAUAAUAUAAUAAAAACUUAAUUAAUACGGAAUUUUCGCAAUAAGCUUCAGGUAAGCAAAUGAGUGCAAUGUUUUGAUAUACAUAUAGUGUCCCGGACAGUUACUUGCUGACUUUGUCUGUCUGACUGUGUGUUCGCGUGACGCAUGAUCGACAAAUGACCUCACUUUAGCGAAUUAUUUGCAAAACGCUGUUCAACAAAUUGAUAAAUUUUGUAUAAAUAUUUAUAACGAUAAUGUAACUGUUGAAAACAAAUAUUGUAACAGAUGACAUAUUAUAAGGUGCUUAUGAUUAUCGUUAUAAUACAAAGUUGUGCAUAUAA